Messenger RNA from Quercus lobata, 1395 nucleotides. RefSeq lists its product as uncharacterized. The coding region runs from base 1 to 1395 and encodes 464 amino acids. The transcript has a single exon. NCBI's taxonomy places the organism in Eukaryota, Viridiplantae, Streptophyta, Magnoliopsida, Fagales, Fagaceae. The record is from RefSeq and is a predicted model, not a curated record.
AUGGCAGAUGAUGUGGCUGCCGGGUUCGGUAAUAUGAAACUAACGUCUGAUGAAGAGGAGAUUAUCCCUAUAUCCGAUGAAGGCAGAGUGCAGGCUAUGGAGAGUUGUAGCUUGAGUCUUAUUGGGAAGUUUUUAACAUGUAAACCAUUCAAUAAACGUGCAGCAAAGACUACUUUGAGAAGGGCAUGGGGAUUGGAGAAUAGUUUACAGAUUAUUGAGGUGGGUCCGAAUCUCUUCCAAUUCAAGUUUAAAACAGAGUUUGAUAUGGCACGUAUUCUACAAGAUGGUCCUUGGUCAUUCGACAAUCAACUAUUAUUGCUUCAGAGAUGGCAGAAGGGGAUGACAGUAGGGAAUAUCAGAUUGGAGUAUGCUUGUCUAUGGAUUCAAAUAUGGGGUGCACCAUUCGAUAUGGUUUCCCCUCAAGUUGCAAGGGAAGUUGGUAAUAGAAUUGGUAGAGUUGAAGAGGUUGAAGGGCAGCGACGACAAGAUGAGCUGAAUUAUUUUAUGCGAGUUAAAGUUGCGGUGCCGAUUGGGAAGCCGCUGCGGAGAGGAGGUUUCAUUGCUGGUUCAGAUGGGGCUCGCAGUUGGGUAACGUUUAAGUAUGAACGUUUACCUCUGUUCUGCCAUUAUUGUGGUCUGUUAGGGCACAAUGUAAAGCAUUGUGCAUCGCACUUUGCUGUUAGCAGGAAUGGUGGGGAGGUGGAUUAUCAAUAUGGGGAGUCUUUAAGAGCUUUGGGAGGGCGUCCACGUUCUUUCCCAUCAAGAAAUACCUAUGGCAAUACUGGGGCUGCGAAAGAACAAACAUCAGAGGAGUCUACAAAUUACAGUCCGGUGCAAGGGACUUUUCCGGCGGCGGGUGUGGAAGAUACGAACCCUAGUAAACAGGAAGUUGAAUCCGAGAAUCUAGGGGAACUACCUAUUUUUCAGGAAGAGGCUAACGUGGAGUUGGGCAGAACAGAUGACGUGCAGGAAGGACGUUCUUUACAGCUGGUUCCUAGUCCGGUGUGUGAAGAUACUGAUGUGGAUUUGUUGAGAGAAGUGACGGGGCAGCCAGCUGGGGUUGAUUGUAUGGAGGUGGCAACGGGUAAAACUAAGGAAGCCGGGCUUGGUGUUGAAGCAAGUGGACUGGAUCAGAGGUUAGAGUUGGUUGGGCCUAGUUCUGUAAAGCCCAAAUCCACUUGGACCAGGUUUAACCGAAUGGACUUUGGGCUUGGAGGAUUGUCAAAAGCUUUGCAGCUGCCAAACUGUGGAAAAAGGAGCAAUGUAUCUAGUAGGGAGGAAGAGCUGUGUGACCAUUCUGAUUUUAGGGAGACUAAGCGUGGAAAGAUUGAUGAUGGAGAUGUUGGAACCAUUUUAUCGGCGGGGGUGGAGAACCACCCUUGCCGGGAGCAAUGA